AUGCUGGGCCCUCACUUUCCACCCUCGCCCCUUGGGCCCAGCAAAGGGACACCUUCCUCCUGCAGCUUCCAGAUCCCUGAUGGGAGCUACAGGUGUCUGGCCCUGGAGGCAGAGGAGAGCGGCAGCGAGGGGGGCCUGCAAGGAGAAGUGGGGCUCACGGACCUGGAAGAGGAAGAGGUGGCCUGCAGAGCCAUACAAGGAGUGCAACAGCUGCCCAGAGUCCCGGGCACUCGGCCACCCAGCUGCUUCAGUGAAGCACAAGAGGGGACCCCACGUGAUAACAGGGCCAGCCAAGAGUGGGAUGUGGCGACAGCUCGGCGGGUGAUGAUACCCAGCCCCAGUGCUGGCCCUGAGCUCAGGGUGGGCCAGAAGCCAGCCUUGGGCCGGAGCCCCAGCCUCACUGAAAAGGACCUGAAGGAGGCCAAGGCGCGGAGCCAGCAGAUCGCAGCCCAGCUGACCACCCCUCCCAGCUCCAGCUCGAGGGGCGUCCAGCUCUUCAACCGGCGCCGGCAGAGGGUGAACGAGUUCACCUGGGAGAGCCACGGUCAGAGGGGUCCAAAGCCCAGCCAGGAGUCCCUCAGGGUGCCCCCUGUGAGCCCCCCAGGCCAUGCACCAGGGCUCCACCUGAGUUCACCUGCGCCAUCCAAGCCAGGCCCUCCAAGGCACUCCAGUCCCCAGAGCCCCAGGCGAGGGCUCCCUGGCUGCAGCAUGGAGGGGUACUCCGACGAGGCCAGCUUGCUGCGGCAUCUGGAGGGGUCCAGUGAGGAGGAAGAGGUGCCUCUGGUGGUCUAUUUAAAGGAGAAUGCAGCCCUGCUUACAGCCAAUGGGCUCCACCUGUCUCAGAACCGAGAGGCCCAGGAAUCCCCAGCAACCCCUCCUUCAGCUGAGAUCCACAGUCCCCCUGCAGAUGUGAACGAGAACCUGUCCUCACCCAGCACCACACUCGCCACACCAGCUUCUAACAGCAGCUGCAACCCACCAGCCACAGACAUCAAUCAGAACAUCCCCGUAUCUGCCAGCACACAGAGCACAGUGCUUUCUGGGGUCCAGCAGAAUUCUCCCACGGCACAGCACACAGCAAAUGGCACAACACCGGAGUCUGGAUCCAGCAUCCUGUGUGCUGAUGGGCCAUCGCAGACGCCAGUGGAGGAGGUGAUGUCCAGUGUACUCCUAAUUGAUAAGGUAUCGACUCCAGCCACUACCACCAGCACCUUCUGCAGAGAAGCUGCUCCCGUUGCCUGCUCCGAGCCUCUGGGUCCAGAUUUCACGUCCAGCUCCUUGCUCAUCGACGCCCAACCCAGCACCCUAGUGAUGUCAGCAGAGCCUGAGAUGUCUGGGCAGGCACCUGCCACCACGCCCACCAAGAUGUACAGUGAGCUCCACUUCACACUGGCCAAGCCUCUGUCAGUGAUCAACAGGACGGCCAGGCCUUUUGGGAUCCAGGCGGCAGGGAGCACCAGCCAGGUGGAGCGGAGUCCCAUGGUGGAGAGGCGAUACCUUGGGGAGAAAGCCCCGGCUCCCCAGCCCCCCACCAUGGUAGACAGGAGUCCCCGGCCUCAGAGACAUGUGAUAUCCCACAGCCCUAUGGUGGAGAGGAGGCUGGUGGGGCAGCGAAGCCCAGCCCUGGAGAGACGGCCCUUGGGAAACUUUACCCCACCCCCCACCUAUGCAGAGACCUUGUCCACGACGCCCCUGGCUUCCCGGGUUCGGUCUCCCCCUUCUUACUCUGCCCUGUACCCCAGCUCUGACACCAAGCCUUCUCAUCUGAAGGGCCAGGUAGUUCCCACCAGCAAGACAGGCAUUUUAGAGGAGUCCAUGGCCCGCCGGGGCAGCCGGAAAUCCAUGUUCACCUUUGUGGAGAAGCCCAAGGUGACCCCAAACCCAGACCUGCUGGACCUGGUACAGACGGCUGAUGAGAAGCGGAGGCAGAGGGACCAGGCGGACAUGGGUGCAGAGGAGGAGCCCUUUGCACUGGGGGCAGAGGCCUCCAACUUCCAGCAGGAGUCAGGCUCUCGGGACAGGAGUGGCCCCGGGGUGGCUGAGGACACGGUUCCCGAGUGGGCCUCCUGCCUCAAAUCACCUCGAAUCCAGGCCAAGCCAAAGCCCAAACCCAAUCAGAACCUCUCUGAGGCCUCCGGAAAGGGAGCCGAGCUCUAUGCCCGACGCCAGUCACGGAUGGAGAAAUAUGUCAUCGAGUCUGCAGGCCACGCAGAGCUGGCCCGCUGCCCUUCACCCACCAUGUCUCUGCCUUCCUCCUGGAAAUACUCCACCAGUGCUCCCGGGGCCUUCCGCGUGGCAUCCCUAAGCCCUGCUCGGACCCCACCUGCCUCCCUGUACCACGGCUACCUGCCUGAGAACGGCGUCCUGCGCCCCGAGCCCACGAAGCAGCAGCCAUACCAGAUGCGGCCCUCACUCUUUGUCCUCUCGCCCAUCAAGGAGCCCAGCAAGACCUCAGCCAGAGCGCCCCGAGCAGCCUCGUCCCGAGUGGCCUCAGCCCGAGUGGCCUCCCCACGAGCCGCCUCCCCUGCCAAGCCUAGCUCCCUGGACCUGGUGCCCAACCUGCCCAAGGCCGGGCUCCCGCCAUCUCCUGCCCUGCCCCGGCCCUCCCGCUCCUCGCCCGGCCUCUACACCUCGCCAGGCCAGGACGGCCUCCAGCCCACUACCGUGAGCCCCACCUAUAGCAGUGACGUCUCCCCGGUGUCUCCCUCCAGGGCAUGGUCUCCUCGAGCCAAGCAGGCCCCCAGGCCCUCCUUCUCUACCCGGAACGCGGGGAUUGAGGCUCAGGACCGCCCGGAGAGCCUACCCACCUCCCCGCCCUGGACGCCCGCCGUGUCUCGGCCCCCCAGCAGCCUAGACGGCUGGGUGAGCCCGGGGCCGUGGGAGCCGGGGCGUGGGAGCAACAUGAGCAGCCCCCCGCCACUGCCGCCGCCGCCGCCUAUGUCCCCCUCUUGGAGCGAGCGCUCCGUGUCGCCGCUACGACCCGAGAUCGAGGUGCGUCCCCCCAGCCGUCAGCUGCAGGCGCUCCUGGCGCGGAACAUCAUCAACGCGGCCCGGCGCAAGAGCGCCUCCCCGCGGCCGGCGGGCGCCGAGAGUCUACGGCCCUUCUCCCCGCCAGGGGCGCCGCCGCCGCCGCCACCACCGCGCAUGCGCUCGCCGCAGCCCGUGCACCCCGGGCCGGGCGCGUCCCGCGUGGCGGCGUCCGGGCCGGCGCAGCGCACGUCGCAGCAGGCAGCGCCCGCGUCCUACGUCGGGCCCCGCAGCCCGCUUCCUGCGCCACCUAGGCCUCUGCCCUACCGCCGCUCGCCCACGGACUCCGACGUGUCCCUGGACUCCGAAGACUCCGGGGUCAAGUCGCCUGGCAUCCUUGGCUACAACAUCUGUCCCCGCGGGUGGAGCGGCAGCCUGCGUCUCAAGCGUGGCAGCCUCCCCACCGAGGCCUCGUGCACCUCCUAAAGCCGCCACCCCACCAGCACGGCCGAUCCAAAGGAUGAGGCCCCAGGCUUUGGGGAUCCAGCCUUUGUCACCUAGGGGUGUGACCUCUCUAGAUAGCGUCAGACAUAAGAGGCCAAAGAAGGGGAGCUCUGGGCUUGGGAAGGAGUAGGACCCCGAGCUUGAGUUCUAGCCCGUGCUUUACUUUCCUUGUGGGACUGUGGCAGGACUCUGCCUCCACGGGACCCGCGGCUUUCGCAUCCUUUUAAUGUGGCCUUGGACAAUGCUGUCUGCAAGCGUGUAAAUCUUGCCACCAGCACACACACUCGUGCCUUAAAGGAGGCAGCCGUGCAUACAGCCCCUUGGGGUGCUGCGUCCCGUGUUCCAUAACCUCUCCUUCCUGCUCUGCACUCCGGAUUCUGGCAAAUGAGCAGUCAGUAUUUAAGCCAUGUCCCGUGUCCAGUCCCUGGCUUGACUCUCCUGCUCCCUGGCACCCAGUCCUAGGCAGGAGCAGCUGUUUUCCAUCCCUUCUCAGAGAAGAUCUAUUUUUACCCAGUGACCUUUAGAGAGAUUCCCCAGGCCAGUUCAAGGUGCCUUGCUGGCCACCAUGGAAAGAAGGGGCAGGAAGGUUGUCCCCAGGCCCUGUCAUGCUGCCUUUGCUGCCUUUCCUACCCGAGCUCAUCCCGUAAAGCAGUGAUUUUCCCCGGGCUUAGAUUUGGGUCUUCAACAAAUCGGUCCCUUCUGGGCCCAUUCAUGACAUGCUCUAGGUUCAAAGCUGAGGGAAGGAAGAAGAGAUACUGAACUCACUCCCUGUGGCCUUGCCUGCUUGGCCUCAGUGAGGCGUUGCCUAUUUGGAAAGAGGGAGGCAAAGCAUUCCUUGUUAGAGACAGUAUGCAAGCCAUGGCCAGGAUGCAUAUUAGAGUCCAGCAGGGAUGCCGUUGGCCGAGAUGAUCACUGAGGGCUUUUCCAGUGCUGAAAUGUGCUCCGUGGUAUUAGGAAGUGGGGAAGAAUGGUGGUGAAGAGUCUGGUAGGCUUGAAUUCAGGGGCCCAUGACCUUGCCUGGGGAGCUAAGGGUUAGGCUGGACUCUGCCCGUUUCUGGGAAGCACCCUUCUCUUUAGUUUCAGUCUCCAGCCCAGUGUCCAUAUCACACUCAGAAGAACAGACAUUGGCCCAUCCAUCUCUUUCCCAUCAACAUGCUGGUCUAACACAUGCCUGGUACCCAGUGAUGUUGGGAAGUCUGGCUGCAGGCCCUAGCCUGUUCCUUCCACCUUAGUGGCUAUUUCUGAUUCCCAGCGGAGGACCUGGGAAGUAAAGUAGAGUUCUGUAAUCUCCAGCGUUGGCUAGUGCUGUCCACUAGAAGUUCAGAAUAUCACUUUCAGAAUACUUGGAAGGGGUGAGAGUGGUGGGUGGCUGGAAUUGGCUAUGGAUCAAUGUGUGUGGAAGAAAGAAUAUCAGCAUGUUACUAAAGGUAAGCGACAGAGUGUGAUUUUGGGUUAGGAGUAGACUUCUCCAAUCACCAGGGUGAUUUUAGACCUGGAACCCCUGAGUAAGGCUAGGGAAAACUUGGAUCAGGAUGGAAGAGCAUCAGGGUUCGGAGGGGCACUUUGGAAUAAAAGAAUAAUCCUAGAGGUUUCCUAUGUUCUAAGAGUUAGGGACGAGGCCCCCUUGCUGAGAAGGCGAGAGGGUGCUGCUGCUUAGUUGAUAAGGAGCAAUCACAUUUAUCAAGGUCCCCACAAGGGUCUCUUGUAGCAUGAGAGGCAGGGGUUAGAGUGCAUCAGAGAAGGGACUCUGUCAGGCCUGGCUGACAUAGUAGUUUAGAGCCAUAUCCUCCUGCAUUUCCCCAAAGGACCAGCAGGAGGCAGCCUUGAGAACCGACUGCUCUGUUUUGAGUCAUUCUCUCAUAGGAACUGCCUGUCUCCUGCCCUCUUGUCUAACACACUAGAGGUUGCAUGUGUCCUGCCUCUGCCUCCUAUAGAAUUCAGCUCAAUAAAUGCUUUCUGAAAUCUG
This is a messenger RNA of Cavia porcellus (domestic guinea pig), 5437 nucleotides long. It is a transcript of the gene Synpo, whose product is annotated as synaptopodin. Gene Ontology annotation, molecular function: actin binding. Gene Ontology annotation, biological process: spine apparatus assembly; positive regulation of actin filament bundle assembly; modification of dendritic spine. The record is from RefSeq and is a predicted model, not a curated record. Bases 1 to 3453 code for a protein of 1150 amino acids. The transcript has 3 exons. Gene Ontology annotation, cellular component: nucleus; stress fiber; spine apparatus. Lineage: Eukaryota; Metazoa; Chordata; Mammalia; Rodentia; Caviidae.